CCACGGAUACACUAGGGGACAAAUGGAGCAACAUGUUGCGGAACAUGUUCCUCAACAACUACGUGGAAUGUGCCGACAUACAUGUCGCGGAACAUUUCGUCGACCACACUUCUCAGUGUUUAUAGAAAUGUCGCCCGAGGAGGUUGUGGCUAUUAGUGCUGCGUACAUAGUAAUUAUAUCGAGUGUGUUGAAACGUAAGAGAAAGAGAAGGUGGUGGAUGCGGAAUUUCUUAUUACAACGAGAUAGAAGAGUUAAUAUUUUAAGUGAUCUCCGAAUGUCUGACGGAUCGUUUGUGAAUUUUACUCGCAUGUCAUCAUCUGAUUUUGAAAUAUUAUUGCAAAUGAUCGCACCUUCCAUAGCCAAACAGGAUACAAUAUUACGGAACGCUAUUAGUCCUCAUAUCAGACUAGCCAUUACAUUGAGGUACUUGUCGACUGGAGAUUCUUAUGCUUCUUUGUCGUACACUUUUCGAGUGUCAAAACAACUAAUACGUAAAAUAGUACCAGAAGUUUGUAAAGAACUGAUAAAAAAAUUGAAGAUAUUUGUAAAGAUCCCAGCUACUCCAAAUGAAUGGAAAACCAAGGCUAAAAGCUUUGAAAAUAUAUGGAAUUUUCCGCAUUGCGUUGGAUCUAUAGACGGUAAACACGUUUUAAUCCAAGCUCCUUCGAAUUCGGGAAGUGACUAUUUUAACUAUAAGGAACAAUUUAGUAUUGUCCUAUUGGGUAUUGUCGAUGCAAAUUACAAUUUUAUCUAUGCAAAUUGUGGUGCUAAAGGAAAAUCUUCUGACAGUGGAGUAUUCCAAGAGACUGCUUUUUAUAAAGCUUUAGCUGAUAACCAACUCAACUGGCCAACUCCAGACCCAAUACGACAAGAUGGGCCGAAUAUGCCUUACGUACUUGUAGGAGACAGCGCCUUUGCACUGACAGAAAACAUGAUGAAGCCAUAUCCCGGUAAUCAUGACGUGGGUACAACAAGACGCAUUUUCAACUAUCGAUUGUCAAGAGCUAGAAGAAUUGUCGAAAAUGUGUUCGGUAUCUUAGGUGUUGUAUUUCGUAUAUUCCGAACUCCCAUAACCAUCCUACCCUUUAAUGCUGAAGUUGUUGUAAUGGCGUGCGUAUACCUCCAUAAUUUUUUAAGGCGAAAUAGUCAAUCGAGAUCACUGUACAACCCACAUGGGACUUUUGAUUCUGAAAAUGUGGAUCACGAUAUUUUAGAAGGAUCUUGGCGCAGAGAAACUGGCUCUGUUAAUAUGUCGAAUUUAAAUGCUAUGGGAAGACGCUACCCUGAAUCUGCAAUGGAAAUAAGAAACAAAUUUGCUGAAUAUUUCAUGAGUGAAGAAGGACGUGUUCCCUGGCAGAAUAAUUUUUAAAUGAAUAAACUAGUAUUGUACUAUAUUUUUUCUUUUAAUGUUACUGAACAACGUCAAUCCUUUUAGAAGUGAAGUUUUGUGGGUGAGGUGUGUACAAAUCUUAGUUUAUGUAAAUAAUAUAGGUACGUAUUAAUUUGUUACUUUUCCUUUC
This is a messenger RNA of Pararge aegeria (speckled wood butterfly), 1520 nucleotides long. RefSeq names its product protein ALP1-like. The coding region runs from base 23 to 1369 and encodes 448 amino acids. The transcript is spliced from 2 exons. The record is from RefSeq and is a predicted model, not a curated record. NCBI's taxonomy places the organism in Eukaryota, Metazoa, Arthropoda, Insecta, Lepidoptera, Nymphalidae.